This is a messenger RNA of Haliotis rufescens (red abalone), 2088 nucleotides long. RefSeq names its product neuropeptide Y receptor type 5-like. Gene Ontology annotation, molecular function: neuropeptide Y receptor activity. Lineage: Eukaryota; Metazoa; Mollusca; Gastropoda; Lepetellida; Haliotidae. The record is from RefSeq and is a predicted model, not a curated record. Gene Ontology annotation, cellular component: membrane. Gene Ontology annotation, biological process: G protein-coupled receptor signaling pathway. The transcript has 2 exons. Bases 399 to 1571 code for a protein of 390 amino acids.
CGGUGGAUGUAGUUGGCGACUGCAGCGUCUGCGGACCAGGCUUCUCGCUGUCAGGCUGCGUUACUCACGGACGGAACUAAUCUUUAGCCACAGUCGGAGCGGGUGCUGCUGGUGUUCUGAGUAGGACGGUGCCGUGGGCGAGGAACUCUGAGUCACAGAACAAGGCUUUAAUUGGUCACCUAACAACUGGCUGUUCUGCUGGUAUAUGUGCCGUUGGUCAGAUGGAUUAUUCGGACACAAUGUUGCCGUAUUGACGACCGUUCAGUGAGGUUGAUCACUCGGACAUCAUGAUUCUGUAGAGAAAGCUGUAUGAAGAGAGGUUGAUAAUUGUCUCGGUGAUGUUCACAGGUACAAGGAUACAUUAUGUACAGGUAACUGAAGACCUGUACAAACGCUAGAUGUUCCAAAUGGCCAACCUGUCGACCAGCUUGCUGUCCAUGUUAGACAUGAAUCAAUACAACCUUUCUCCAAACUUCACCAUCGAUGACCUCAUCAGGGUGGCUGUGGAUUACAAGGUCUCGGACCACUGGUUCAAUUCCGAGACCGAGCUUGUUCUCGUUGUCAUCUUCUGUUUCGUCAUCUUGUGUGGCCUCUCCGGCAACAUCGUUGUCUGCCUCAUCAUCUGCAGGAACGGGAACCUCAAAUCAACACGAAACUGGUACAUCCUCAACUUGUCCAUCUGUGAAAUCAUGACCUGCAUACUGUGUAUGCCUUUCAUCCUGGUGCGGAUGACGCUCAAAAACUGGCGCUUGGGCUUGGUGCUAUGUAAACUCGUCCCAACGCUUCAAACAACCUAUGUGGCAGUAUCAACACUUACCAUUGUGGCCAUCGCCGUGGAUCGGUACCGUGUAAUUGUGUGUUCGGUGACCAGGAGUCACUACAAGAAGAAGACAAAGUAUGUGAUCCCCUUGACAUGGCUUGUGGGAUUCUUUAUGUCCCUCCCGCAGCUGUUGACUAAUCGCGUGGAAGAUGUUAUCGGCGUGUCUCGCUACCUCCUGUACUCCAUCUGUAUUGAACAUUGGGAGUCCUCCGAGCUACUCAUGUGCUAUACAGUGACCGUUCUACUCAUGCAGUACCUCCUACCUGUUCUUGCCAUCAUCACACUCCAUGUCCUCAUAUGUCGGUUUCUUCGCGUCCGUAUCAACACACGACAAGCCUCACUGAGGGAGGUGCACCGAGCUAAGAGAAACAUGGCGAGUCAUCGUAAAAAUAUGUAUCUACUAACAAGCAUAGCUGUUUUGUUUGCGGUGACGUGGUUGCCAAUAACUCUUGUCAACAUCUUGGCCGACUUUGAUCAGGGGGUGUUUGAGGACAAGGAUUUCCGACUCAUCCACGCGACUUGCCUUUUAGUGGCGCUGUGCUCUGUGUGUAUAAACCCGGUUGUCUACGGCUGGUUCAACUCCAACUUUCGCCGUGAUCUACAGAGAUGGGCCAGUACAAAGAUAUCAAGCUCAGUGGAUAUGCUCCAAUACAUUGAGGCCAGCACACACCGGUCCAAAACCGAUAUGUUGUCCAUGUCAACACACAACCUACGGGGAUAUUCCAUUGUUCAUGAACGACGUUUAGAAUAACACGUGACUACAACCUGUCUUUCCUAUUUGGGGGCUGUAGCCUAAUUAGUUUUUCUUGGCAUAUCGAAGCGACACUCAAACAAUUGUGCAACCCCAAUCCAUUUAUUGAUGUUUUCGCCUGAUGUGUAGCUGCACUACUCCCAAAGGAUGUGUCAAAUGGAAGUAUAUAGCAUCGGAUGUCAUGACAGAGACGCAAUUAAACAGUUAUAUUUUUAUUUUUCUCGAUAAAGUGCAAUGGUUGCAUCUUUUCAUAUAUCUGCCACUGAACUCAGAACGUUUGCCGAUGGAUGUAAACGAAAUGUCGACGAUGAAGUAUAAUGUUUUGCUCUAUAUUGUGAGAACACUUCGUUUAGUUAGACAGGGCAAACAGUUAUCGGUGAGAGUAUAUAGCGAGGUGCAUGCAUGUGUGUGUGGCUGCUUGUACAAGUCCGGACUGAUGCCGAUUUAUAGUGCUAGCCCAUUGAAAUACCAUGCCGCAGGUUAACAUGAAUACCCCACUCAGACACAGUAUACUGAU